GCUCUAGCCUAGCAUCGAGCUCUUUGCCGACAUGCCCGACAAUCCGCCCUCUCUUUCUCUCUUCCACCAUCGCUCUGCCCGGUCUGCGGGGAGGACUGUGUAUCGAUAGUACCCUCGCUCUUCCUGGUCGCUCGACGCGCAGUGAAGUUGCAGCAAUGGUCCUCCGGCUAAACGCCCCGCGGCUCCGUAUCGGCUCGUACAUUGUUCUCUGGGUGUUCUCGUUCAUCCUGUUCUGCCUAUGCGCGGCCAGGCUGCACUACACCACGAACUUGCCCAAGGGCGAUACCCUGAACGGCGGGCGGGACUUCUUCGACAGCGUCGUCGUGGAGAUGCUCGUCUGCACGCUGCUUGCGUUCGGAUUUAUUCCCUUCGUGCUCAACUUGAUCGAUGCCUCGCGCUGGUUCGACCACCCGCUCGCCACGCCCGUCAACAUCGAGGCCGCUGCACUCUCCAUCCUCAACCUCAUGUGGUUCGUUGGUGCUGCCAUCACUAGCAGCACCUUUGGCGACCUCACCUGGUGCGACCCGCUGUACGAAGCCUGCCGGGUCCUCACCGCACUCCAGGCGUUCGCCUGGCUCUCUUGGGUUGUGCUCUUCGCACUCCUCGCACUCGCCUUCGUCGGCCUCUUACGCGCCUCGCGCGCUGGCGCGCCGCACCGGAUGUCCGACAACGUCGACAAGUCGCUCCCUGCGGAGCCUAAGGGGCCUGAGUUCAUCUCAGUCGUCUAACCUUGGGCAUUGUUCUUCUGUUCUGCCGUGUUAUUCUGUAUUGCCUUCUUUCAUUCUCUCUGUCAGUCGCUUCUCGGCUCGGGCCGCUUUACGCAUUGCAUGUUCACGAGGUCGCGAAGAUCUCUACAGCUGUCGCAUCUGCUUGUAUUAUGUUAUCGAGAUCUUCCUCGAGAUACAA
Punctularia strigosozonata HHB-11173 SS5 is the source of this 906-nucleotide messenger RNA. RefSeq lists its product as uncharacterized. The record is from RefSeq and is a predicted model, not a curated record. The transcript is spliced from 5 exons. NCBI's taxonomy places the organism in Eukaryota, Fungi, Basidiomycota, Agaricomycetes, Corticiales, Punctulariaceae. Bases 156 to 728 code for a protein of 190 amino acids.